AUGACUAGACCAUCAAGUUUGAGGUAAGUUCUUUGUGGUUUUUUGAUAGUAAAUUUAGUCUGGAGAUAACAAGGUGUUCGAAAACUAAAAGAACAUCGAUCUUUCGCUUGUUUUCCGGUCUUAAACAAGAGUCUUAAAAUCUUAAAACAACUGCAAUAUCAUUUAUAAAAAGUUAAAUGUAAACUUUCUUUCAGAAGAUUGGCAAUGAUUUGGCUGCUACUCUUUCUGAGUCUCCCAUUCAUCAUCUGUUUUGAGGAAGAGGAUGAUGACAGCAACAUCAAAGCCUUUUUGAAUAUGAAUGGGACGAUUCGUCGGGUUCCCCAUUACGUGGAAGUUCACGGAAUCGAAGGUGUAAAUUAUAAUCUAGACGAGCAUGGGAUGCCCUACAUUUACUGCGAUGUAAGAUUUUUUCAUUUGUUUUUGUUUUUUAGAUCUAGCAAUUGAUGUUCAAGAAGAAAAUAAUAUAAUUUACCAUUUUUAGGCGCUGAAUACAACUUGCAAAGGGUCAGAAGCAGAUUGUACAAAGCCGAAGAAAUGUUACCAAGAGCGACGUUCGCAUCGUCUCGGAUGUAUGGCUGUUUUUGUAUAUAACACCACAGAGAUGUCCUCUUCGGCGAAUAAAACGAUCCCUCAGGAGUCGGCGAUGCUCAAAGGUUGUUGGAGCCAAGACGAAUCGGAGCUGAGGGAGUGCGAGGAACACGAUGAAUGUGUUGCCAGUACCAGGAAGACGGGCGCACAAGGACGAGCCGCGAAAUUCUGUUGUUGUAGGACACAUAAUUGCAACCAGAAUCUCACCUUUUAUUCGGACGUGUUACCGAAGACCCGUAUACACAGUGAGUUUGUUAUCUUUGGUUUUUAUCUUUUGACCUUUAGAUGACCCAAAACUCAUGUUUUUCGACAAUGUCCACUGGUUGAGUCGACUUCUUCUGAGCACUGAUUUCUUCGCGGUCUCCGCAAUUCUUUUGCUGAUCAUCCUCUUCCUUUUCGGCCUUUGCUUUGCUGUUUGGAUCUACAGGAAACAGAAGAGGCGGAAGACGACCAUUAAAUUGGAACCAUACGCUCCCGAGGACAUUCAUAGUGAAGGGACCGUGGAGAUUACAACUGAGGGAACUGCCCUUCUUGGACAUAAAGCCAAUGAUCUGAGACAAUCAACCCUUCAAAAUGUAAGAAAAUUUUUGUUAUGGAUAGAACAAGGCAUUUGGUGGUGAAGUUAUAUUAUACUUGACCUCUGGGUACCUAAAAUCUUUUUAGAUGACCUCUACUGUUUUGAUUUCCUCCGGCCAUUUCUCGGAGCUCUACAGAGCUGAGGUUGCGGACGCUUCGGUAGUGUUGAAGGUUUAUCACAAUGGAGACAGUGACUGUUGGCUAAAUGAACAGGAAGUUUAUUCCAUCAAAGCUGUCCGGAAGCACGAGAAUAUGGCGACGUUCCUAGCUUCAUUCAAACACAAUGCGCAGUACUGGUUUGUCAUCCGGUAUUAUCCGUUGGGAAGUAUCUUUGACUUUUUGGAGGUGAGUUAUUUCCAGUUUGAUUAUUGGUUUUUAGAGUAAUGUGGCGAAUGUGCAAGAAGCUACCAAGAUCUUGUCGACGAUGCUUAAUGGACUGUCCUUUCUGCACGAGGAGUUCUUCUUCGAGGGAGAGCUGAAGCCAACUGUUGUUCAUCGGUAAGCGAGAUAUUCAAAAUUUUAUCAGUUUACAUUAUGGGUAAUAUCUUUAUUUUUUUGUUUUUUAUUUUCUUAUUUUUUUGGUCAGAAAUGCAAAUCGUGACUCUUUGUUUUCUAUGUCGUUUAUUUUCAGUGAUUUCAAAUCAAAGAACGUCCUUCUGAAGGCAGAUUUGACGGCGGUUAUCGGUGAUUUCUCCUUGUCCAUCAAGUGUGAAAACGGUCGAAUGUCGACGGACGAGAAUCAAAGUCAAGUCGGAACUAGACGUUACAUGUCUCCGGAGGUGUUGGAAGGAGCCACCGAGUUCACUGGAUUCGCUUUCCAGCAAAUUGACGUGUACGCGGCUGCCUUGGUCAUUUGGGAAGUGGCUUCAAGAACGGUGGUUCCAGAGCAUCCUGAUGGUAAGUUGGGGGUUUUACAGGAGAUUUAAGAGCACAGGGAAACGCUGAAUUCAAAAAGCGCCAAAGUUUUCGUUUUUUGGGGGGAAAGAUUAGUUUUUUGUGAAGUAUUGGGAAUGGGUCUUAUGGGCAAUAUAAAUUAGGUCUGAGUUUGAUGUUUUUCUUUAAGAGAGGGUUGAAUAAAGCUUAUUUCUAUGCGUACCCGGCCUGAAUAGACUUACUAUUUAUGAGAAACUGCAUCAAUUUUGGUAUUGUCCUCGUUUCAGAGCCCCUUCCCGUCUACUUCUUGCCGUAUGAACUGGAGAUUGGCAAGACCCCAACUCUGGGCACAAUGAGGGAUCUGGUGGUAAUGAAGAAAUGCCGCCCACAAUCCCGCUGUACCCUCUACGAGAACCCGAUUACGUCGAGGAUUCUAAAAACAAUGCAGGACAUGUGGGACAAUGAACCUGACGGUCGAAUCACCUCGAGCUGCGCCCGAGAUCGAAUGGUUCACCUGCACGACGUUGCGCUGGGCCGAUGUCCGAUCGAUGGCCAUAUGAUCGAAGCCGGCCCCACUCCCUGUGGCUCCGUUCAUUCGCUCGAUGGGACAACGAGAACAGAGUCAUCUCUGGGCGUGCCCUCGGGCACGGGGACGACGAUCCCUCUCGAACAACUCAUCCGGAUGGCGGACACUCCAUCCACGUCGACGUCCUCGGUGACUGGCUACAACCCGGUCUAUAAUCCUUGA
Bursaphelenchus xylophilus (pine wood nematode) is the source of this 2785-nucleotide messenger RNA. The record is from the annotation of a GenBank genome assembly. Lineage: Eukaryota; Metazoa; Nematoda; Chromadorea; Rhabditida; Aphelenchoididae.